Messenger RNA from Ostrinia nubilalis (European corn borer), 2357 nucleotides. Its product is annotated as juvenile hormone esterase-like. Lineage: Eukaryota; Metazoa; Arthropoda; Insecta; Lepidoptera; Crambidae. The transcript has 4 exons. The record is from RefSeq and is a predicted model, not a curated record. Bases 320 to 1993 code for a protein of 557 amino acids.
UCUUUUUUCUGUGAUCUAGUUGUGGUGAGCUGCUCAUGAGGAAAGGAGUUAAAGCACGAUAGUUUAAGCAUCUACGGUGAUCUUUAUGACAUAAGACAUUCAUCUUAUUGAAUUCUAAUUUUGUAUUUUAUUGAAGGCUCACUUUCAUUUUAUUAAGACUCAAGCUCCUAUGAGGGCUCAAGGCGUGACUCAGAGAGCCCACGUCUCGCCCAGGCACGGGUUUAUACAUCACUACUAUUGCCAAUUAAGGCGCCUACUUGAAAACUGUGGUAAGCCCAGUAUAAAAGGUUCGAGUGGUGAUUAAUGCGUUUCAGUAAAGAUGUUGCGCUUCGCAAUAACAGUCAGUGUAAUACUGACGGCAGCGGAGUGUUCCGUGGUCGUCACGACCACAGGCCCCGUGCGGGGGACGCUCGUGGAAGGAGAACAAGUUUCGUACUACGCCUACUUGGGAAUACCAUAUGCAGAAAGCCCAGAAGGAGAAUUACGUUUUAAGCCCCCUAUUCCCAAAAAACCAUGGACUCAUAUUUUCAAUGCAACAGAGGAAGGCCCGGUGUGCCCGCAGUCAGAAGGAAAAAAGUACACAAGAGAUCAAAUGAGCGAAGACUGUUUAUCCCUUAACAUUAUGGUACCGGUGAACAGAACGCGGCAAGCUCUGCCUGUCUUCGUGUUCAUUCAUGGAGGGGGUUUCAAAUCUAAUGCCGGAGAUAUCGACAUGUUUUACGGACCCAAUUUUUACAUACAACGAGACAUUAUUUUCGCAACGAUUAAUUACAGGUUAGGAGCAUUAGGAUAUCUAUCACUCGACACAGAAAAUGCAGCUGGAAACGCCGGUUUAAAAGACGCAUUAUUAGCUUUGAAAUGGAUUAAAGAUAAUAUACGGAGAUUUGGUGGAAGCACAAUAACUAUCGGAGGCCAGAGUUCAGGCUCAGCUAUGGUCCACUACCUAUUGUUGACAGAAAAGUCCACGGGACUCUUUGACCGCGCUAUGUUAAGCAGUGGAAGCGCCACGAAUUUUAGAUUUUUAGCAAAAGAUCCAAAAGCGAAUGCUCUUGCUCUCGCUGAACAACUAGGAAUCUCAAAUCACAGUAAUAUUGAAGAUAUUUUAAAAAAUCUUACAAUCGCUGAUGCAUUCGAUAUUGUUGAUGCCCAAGAAAAUAUUUACAAAAAUAAUCGAAACCCAAUGAGGCCAUUUAGUCCGUUUGUGCCGAACGUGGAAAAAGAAUCAGACCACGCUUUUAUAACAAAGCGUCCAUUGGAUAUAGUAAAAAUGGGAAUACCACAAAAUGUACCAAUAUAUGCGGGUAUGAAUGCACUUGAAGGAGCUUACAUGUGGCCUAGUCUUCACAAACUGUCAACCGACGACUUGAAGAGUAAAGUCCCUCUCUGUAUACCACCUGACAUAGAGUAUCCUGAUGACUCGGACGAGUACAAAGACUUGGUGGAUUCUAUGAGCGAGUUAUAUUUUGGCAGUAAAGACUUAUCCAACUGGACACUUACAAAACUGUUUAACCUAGUUACAGAUACCCAAUAUGCUCGCACUGUUGACUCCUGGAUAAGAAUCCAUAAAAAGAGGCAUAACAGCGCACCGUUAUAUUACUACGUUUUUGAUUUCGAUGGGGAUUUAAAUUGGGGUAAACUAACUUUCGACAUAGACUUUCCUGGCACUGUACAUGCAGAUGAUUUAGGGUACUUCUUCGUGACUAACAUCACUGCGCCAAUACUGAAGACUGCAGAUGCUAGAAGUUUAAAAACACUGCAUAAUAUGGUGACAUUCUUAACGCAUUUCAUUAAGUACGGUGAUCCAUCUCCAAAAGGAUAUGGCGGCAAAGUGUUUUGGCCUGAGUCUGGAAAACAUGGUCGUCACCUUGUGAUUGAUGACUGUCCAAAAAGGGUCAUGAAUGGUCCCUUUAAAGAGAGGUUUGACUUCUGGGAGAAUGUGUACAAUAAAUAUAACAAAUAUAUUAACAAGAACAAUGUCGAACAAACAGUUUAGAAAAUACUAAACAGCGUCAGCAAAUUAGAAUAAGGGCUGAUUUUUCAAUGGUCGGAUAACUUUUAACUGAAGAAUAAGUUUGGCAUAUUGACAGUUUUAGUAUGGGAAAUAUGUCAAAAUGACGAAGUUAUUCUUCACUUAAAAGAUAUCUGACGAUUGAAAAAUCAGCCCUAAGUCAUUAAAAUACUGCAUUUAUUUGCCUCAGUUACCUGAUACUAUAGUAAUGUGUUAUAAUAAAAUUGAUGAUAUGAAUGAAUAAAGAUAAAAUAUGCAAUAAUAUAGCAAGCCAUUUCUUUUGUAACAUUAUUACCACUAAUUACUACAAGUAUUAAACUAUUAUAAAAAGCUUACUUGAAUAAAAAUU